Messenger RNA from Diospyros lotus (date-plum), 2143 nucleotides. RefSeq lists its product as uncharacterized. The record is from RefSeq and is a predicted model, not a curated record. The transcript has a single exon. NCBI's taxonomy places the organism in Eukaryota, Viridiplantae, Streptophyta, Magnoliopsida, Ericales, Ebenaceae. Bases 174 to 2063 code for a protein of 629 amino acids.
AAGUUGGAUUCUCACUCACUCGAAUCAGGUACUUGAAUCUAUCUCUGUUAUCAAUGGCCUGUUGAUGUUUAUUUGAGCCGUCGUUUGGGAGAUUUUGUAGGAAAAGAUCUGGCUAUUUUCUUGACUAGGUUUGAGGCUUUUGAUGCGGCUAUUAAAUAUUGAUAAGUUAUUUGAUGGCAACGAUAGUUUUGAGUUACGUGCAAAAUUUGUGGCCUUUCUCGUGGAUGAAGUUCGAUGACUUGAAAGUUUCGGAUGGAUUAGUUCGCAAAUUGUCGGUGCCCAAAUCCACGAAACAAUUUGUUUUUGCGCUGCGAGAACCAGAAUCUCAGGCUGUGAUAUAUAUGCUAUGUGUUCAGAAUUUAUCUGAGAGAUCGGUUUUGGACACUGAGUACCUUGUUAGGGAAGUUCGACCUGAUGCUGUAGUGGUUCAAGUGGGUCCUGGCGUAUUGGAUGAGAUUCACCGGAGAGAAACUGAAGUCAGGACCGACAUUGAUGAAUCAGUUCCAACUUCGUCUUUUGAGGUUUUGAAGAGGUGCUUUGUUCAUAAAGUGAACAAAGACAGGUAUGAAAAUGUGGCUGGGAGCUUGGUUUUCAAGGAGAUUUUUGGAAUUGGCUUACAUGAACAUUUCUUUGCUGCCAAAAGGGUGGCUGAGCAAGUUGGCUCGUCCUUCUUGAUGGUUGAAUCUCCGUUCGUGACAUGUUGCUCCGACAAAAGUUCCAUGGGUGAAGUUGAAUCAACAAACAACUUCCAAGCGUUAGCUUUACAAUCUAACAGUUUGGUUCCACAAAACUUGAAUUUGGUCAUUCCCUUAAACUCUAGGAGAUUUCGUCUUGCAAACGACAUUCAUCCUCAGAUGAUGAAGUCAUUAUCUUCGUAUUUAACUGAGUCAAGUUCUGUUCUGGAGGGUGGUUCUGGAGAGUUUCAGCCAUCGGCAGAUUAUGAGGCCCCACCAUUUGCCCAGUCCAUUUAUCCCUUGCUUGCAGAUUUGCACAACAUUUUUAUUGGCAUACCAUCUAUUGGAAGGGCUUUAGCUAAUGCUCAAAAGAUGCUAAAGGACGUGAACAAAGGAGAAACAGUUGAUGUCAAACUCCUGUCUGAAGUUUACAUCUUUCGAAUUGCAGUUGAAGGAUUGAGAAUUGCUUUAAGCAAUGCAGGUCGGCUUCCUAUUCAGAAAAUGAGGGACCAGGACUCAGCUAUAACUGAGUUUUCAGAGCUUGAUGUUGAGGAAAAGUCAUAUUCUCUCCUAGCACAGGCCCUCAGAAGCCAGACUAAGAAGUUUAAAUCCAUUGUGGCAAUAGUUGAUGCUAGUAGCUUGGCUGGUAUCAGGCAACAUUGGAAUAGUCUUGUACCCGUGGAAGUCAAGGAUAUGAUUGAACAGCUGAUCACAAAUUGUGAGAAUGAUGAUGAAAGCUCAAAUCACAAUGGAAAAAAGGGACUAUUAACUGGUAAACCAGUGGUGGCAGUGGGUGCUGGAGCCACUGCCGUUAUAGGAGCUUCAUCCCUGUCAAAAGUUGCACCUGCAUCAACCUUCAUGAAGGUUCUUACUUUCAAAGUUCCUGCUUCGCUUAAACUAUUUAUGACCCAGACCCAAAAAACAGUUGCUAUAGCACUUAGUAAGACUGUUGGUCCAUCAAAAGUGGUAGUCCCAGGAUUUGCAAGCACUGGAGCCAAAACAACGUCUGCCUUGAAGGCAACUGCUUCUACUGAAAAAAUCCGGGCUGUGGCUCAUAGCAUGAUAGCAUCUGCAGAGAGAACGAGCCUUUCGGCCAUGAGAACAGCAUUUUAUGAAAUAAUGAGGAAACGACAGGUCCGGCCAAUUGGUUUUCUACCAUGGGCUACAUUUGGGUGCAGUAUUGCUACUUGCACGGGGUUGCUUGUGUAUGGUGAUGGAAUGGAAUGUGUUGCCGAAUCUUUUCCUGCCGCUCCUUCAAUUGCCAGGCUGGGUCGUGGAAUCCAAAGUUUGCACCUGGCCUCCCAAGCAGCGGGACAAGCAGAAGGCUCCAGGAUACAGAAAUCUAUUGAAUCCCUAAUGUACAAAUUUAAGAAAGUAAAGGCUCAGUAAAGUAAGAGAGUUUCUAUUGGCUGUAGCAAGUGAUGCUUUCCAGAAAUCGAUUGACGCUUAAAUAUUACUUUUCUAAUGUA